AUGAAUAAAUGGAAGAAAUACUACGAAGAACUCUUAACGGAAAAUAGGCAGGAAUACGCCACAAUAUCACCCACAGAGAUAAAUAUUUCCGGAGAAGUUAUUAACAUCGACAUACCGCAAACGAAAAAUAACAGAGCCCCGGGACCGGAGAAUAUUCCAGCUAAAGAUGACAAAGACAUUAAAAAACGAAUAUCACAAGCUAGAAGAACAAUUGGCUGUCUGAAUGGAGUAUUUUGGAGUAAUGAAGCAGGGAAGAAACGGAAGAUCAAUAUAUACCAGACCCUGGUAAAGAGCAGUCUACUUUAUGGUGCAGAGACUUGGCGAAUAACGGAAGCCAACCGAAAAAAACUGGAAGCGGUAGAAAUGGAUGCCUAUAGAAGAACCUUAGGAAUUUCCCGAAGAGAUAGAGUCCGAAACGAAGAAAUCCAAGAGAGGAUAGGAAUAGAGGGAUCUUUGGCAACCGACAUCGAACGCCAACAACUUAUGUGGUACGGAGAUGUCCAGAGAAUGGAUGACACACGACUUCCAAAACAAAUUAUGCAAUGGAUACCCCAACAUCGAAGAAAACGUGGAAGACCUAAGAAGACUUGGAAGGAGGGUGUCACAAGAGCAAUGAGUGCUUAG
Molecule: messenger RNA, 624 nt
Organism: Sitophilus oryzae (rice weevil)
Lineage: Eukaryota; Metazoa; Arthropoda; Insecta; Coleoptera; Curculionidae
Exons: 2
Coding region: 1-624 (207 amino acids)
Source: RefSeq, a predicted model, not a curated record